UGGUAGCCUGCCUCAGACUGAAUGCAGCCUUUUAAAGUGACGGAGGGCUGUAAUUUGAGAGUAGCAGAGAGGUAUUAUUAGCCAGAACCGGAGCGCGGCACUUGAGACAUCCAGAUGUUGCGUUUGAGGCACCAAGUGGAGUCGGGUGAAGGCUACAACUGUUUUCCACGCUGAGACAAACUUUUUCAUACAUUGCUUUCCUGCUCUUUGAAAGUGAUGGGCGCUUGCAGGCAAUUGAAGGAAGACAAGUGAGGCUGUUAAGACGAUUUCAAGCAAUAGUAUCUGUUGGACGAAGAGGAUAUUGAGGAGGACGUUUAAAGCUGCAACAAAGCCUGAAGCAGCUGCGCAGUCUGGACUUUUAAUCCCGGUUGAGAUGAUUGUUUCACACCGGGUUGGAAUUAAAUAGCAUUGUAGGUGCACACUGUCUCACGCUUUAAAAACUCUGAUACUCCUUGUUUGUGAGUGCACUUUGAAUAUCAUGGCUUUUCUUCAAUUGCUCCUGUGCGCCGGGAUGUUAUCACUGCCGAUGUGUGGUGCGUUUUUCGCCGGACCGCUACAUCCGGAGAUGUCCAAUGGCACUUUUCAUCACUAUUUCGUGCCUGAUGGCGACUACGAGGAGAACGAUGACCCGGAGAAAUGCCAGAUGCUCUUUAAAAUGACUGACGAGAGAAAGUGUGGACUGCCCGAGGACCAGGACGCAGUGAUAAAGGAUGAUUUCACCAUCAUCAAGAGGCAGAUUGAAGACUCGGCCAGGGUGCUGGAGGGCAUCGGGAAAAGCAUCUCCUACGACCUGGACGGAGAGGACAGCUACGGGAAGUAUCUGCGGAGGGAGACGGCUCAGAUAAGCGAGGCAUUUACAAACUCGGAGAAAUCUCUGCUGGAGCUGGAGGUGAAAUUCAAGCAGAGCCAGGAGAGCGAGCUGAGAGAGGAGCACCGGCUCAACGACGACUUCCUCAACAUGAUAGUGCACACGCGGGAUGUCCUGAAAGACACGCUGGACAUUUCUCUGGGACUGAGGGACAAACACGACCUCCUGUCUCUGAUCAUCCGCAGCCAUGGCACGAGACUGAGCAGACUGAAGAACGAAUACAUGAAGUUCUGAAAAAAACGAACCAUGAACGUCUCAUUACAGUAUUUUAAUAUUAUUGUUAUUAUUAGGAUAUAUAUUUUUUGUACUUUCUUGUGGUGGAGUGUGACCACGAGGCUGAGGCAAGAGUGAUGAAUGUUACCAAUCAUAUCAGGGAUGAAAAACAAAGUUUAAUCAUGCAUCUAAGAUACAAAAGAAUACAUCAUUAAUCCUAAAUCCAGAGCAGGAGUUCACUUCAUGAGUCUCUGCAAAAAUAAGAUUCUAUAGGUGAUGUAUGAAUGUGCUCAAAAGACAACCAAAGUGGACAUUUAUAUGUCUUAUUAGAUUCAGGAUUCAAUUUCCUUUUUGCGUCCAUUAUAUGCACACCAGAAAUCAGAAUGUCAUUCUCCAGUUUUCUAUUUGUUCUCUGGAAAACUUAAACAUCCAUACAAACGUAGUCAUGUGGUAAUGUUUGGCUGAGUUUGCUGAGGUUACCUUUCUCCAAAUUUUGAUUACAAAAAAGCAAACAAUGCAUUUUUUCCAAGUCACAAAAAGUGCCAUCUGUCAAAAUCUGUUUUAAGACCUGCUCAGUUUUGGUUUACAUUGUGCUCAAUGAAGUGGCAUUCCAAAAAAAGAGACAUUUAGAAGUAUGAUAAACGUAAACUGUACCAUUUGCAUCCUGUGUAAUCAUGGCAGGAAUAUCUGGUGGGGUUGCGUAACCAUCUGGCAACAUAAAACCAAAACUACCAUAAAUGCUGCCUGCGGUUAGUUACUCUAUAAAGUCUUUUGGACUCUAUCUCACUCCAAAAAAAUCAGACUUUGUAAUUUAAUGUAACCCAUUUGGAAUGGGAAAUAGGAGUAAUAUCCUCUCCUGCAGUGUCUGUAGCUUUAUGUGACAAUAUAGUAAUAAAUCCUCUGGACAAAGGACCACUGACAAAUUAUACAUUGAUAAAAGAACCAGAGAAAAUGCAGGUUUUCUGAAAGAUCCAGCAAACCUUACACUAAAUCAAAUUAGAGUACCUCAUCAUAUUGAUGCAAAAGGCCAUAUAAAAAUCCAAUAAUGCCAUUAAGUGGUCAUGUUCAGUGAUUUGUAAUGCACCCACAGAUAUUAAGGAGAUAACUGCCUCAAUAUAAAGGUAUAAAAAUCUAUAGACAAUUAUCUGGCUGUAGAAACUGUCAUAUUGGCCAUUCAAGGGUCUCCUUGAAUGGCCAAUAUGUGUAACACUCAGACAUUACACUGCAAAAGGUGGUUUCAUCACUGUUCUUUCAUCACAGACAGAAAGGACGGUGGUAUUAUCUUGUAAUUCAUUAAGGCCUUCAUGUAACUUAAACAUGAACUGUCCGCCAAUCAAUAGGCCACACUAAAACUGCCUCUUUUAUGGUCCUAUGUGGUUAGUGCAUUGAAUUAACCUGUCAACAGUCAGGUGUGUGAGUGUGUGUAUGCAAGAAUGUGUGUGUUUAUGUAUAAAACAACAGCUUUAAACAUGAGUCAGCCAAUCGACAGAGUGAGAACAGUGAACUGUCGUCAGAUGAAGGGUUUUCCAAACUUCAUUCAGUCCUCCCUGAGCAGUGAGGAGAGAGUUUUGGAGACUUUUCAGCUUACUCACUUGAGGUUUAAGUAAGAAAUCGAACACAUAUUCACUUGAAAAUGCUCUUGUUCAAGGUUUUUUUUAACCUAAAAGUUGAAAAAAUAUUUUUGGAAUAUCCUCAUAGCAGCCCAGAUAGUAGCGAAACAGUGGGAUGUAUGGAGCCAUGUUUAAUCUUCCAACAAGGGUGACUGUUCUUGUUGCUCUUCUCUGACAAUCCACAUGAAUGUUUCUACAAAUACCAAGUAAUGUUUACAUAUGGACAUCUAUCUGUUGCAUUAUUUUUGCUUUAAAGGCUGGCAGACUUUGCACAAUUCUUUACUGCUCUGGUGCUAAAGGUUGUGACAUGGUUUAAAAGCCUUUCCUGUGCAGCUUUGCACAGGCGGUAUAAUCUUGUAAAAUGUACAGUGUAUUAUCAGAAAUAAGUAAAUACUGUGAGUGCCAAUAUCUUUAUUACAGAACACCAUGCUAUGUAUUCAUUGUUUAUAUAAGAUUUUUAAAUAGAGCAGCAUAUAUCUAUUCUUGUUUACCUUUGAGAUACAGUAUUUGGUGAUAAAACUUUGACAGAUAAGACUGCAGGCAGCACUCAAGGACUUCAGUGUCAAACAUAAAUAUGUGUGGCAUUAUCAGCGGAUUGUGUUGUGUCUUCUCAAAUAAAGAGUUUGUGUUGUAAAAUUAA
Notolabrus celidotus (New Zealand spotty) is the source of this 3331-nucleotide messenger RNA. It is a transcript of the gene fibinb, whose product is annotated as fin bud initiation factor b. Lineage: Eukaryota; Metazoa; Chordata; Actinopteri; Labriformes; Labridae. The record is from RefSeq and is a predicted model, not a curated record. The coding region runs from base 479 to 1102 and encodes 207 amino acids. The transcript has a single exon.